AUGGUGGUCGCAACGAUCAAGUGCGUCGUUGUUGGUGACGGCGCUGUCGGCAAGACCUGCCUGCUCAUCAGCUACACGACCAACAAGUUCCCUUCAGAAUAUGUCCCGACAGUCUUCGACAACUACGCUGUCACCGUUAUGAUCGGUGACGAGCCGUACACACUCGGACUCUUCGAUACGGCAGGACAAGAAGAUUACGACCGCCUGAGACCCCUCUCAUACCCACAAACCGAUGUCUUCCUCGUAUGCUUCAGCGUCACAUCGCCUGCCUCGUUCGAGAACGUCCGAGAGAAGUGGUUCCCCGAAGUACAUCACCACUGCCCCGGUGUGCCAUGCCUCAUCGUUGGCACCCAGACAGAUCUGAGAGAGGACAACAGCGUCCGUGAUAAGCUCGCGAAGCAAAAGAUGGCACCUGUUCGUAGGGAGGAUGGGGAGCGGAUGGCCAAGGAGCUCGGGGCAGUCAAAUACGUCGAGUGCAGUGCGUUGACUCAGUACAAGUUGAAGGAUGUGUUUGAUGAGGCAAUCGUUGCUGCUUUGGAGCCACCCGCACCGAAGAAGAAAAACCGCCAUUGCAAGAUACUGUGA
Messenger RNA from Anthostomella pinea, 585 nucleotides. NCBI's taxonomy places the organism in Eukaryota, Fungi, Ascomycota, Sordariomycetes, Xylariales, Xylariaceae. The record is from the annotation of a GenBank genome assembly.